Molecule: messenger RNA, 2379 nt
Organism: Centruroides sculpturatus (bark scorpion)
Lineage: Eukaryota; Metazoa; Arthropoda; Arachnida; Scorpiones; Buthidae
Product: uvrABC system protein A-like
Exons: 2
Biological process (GO): regulation of carbohydrate metabolic process; phosphorelay signal transduction system; nucleotide-excision repair
Cellular component (GO): excinuclease repair complex
Molecular function (GO): ATP binding; phosphorelay sensor kinase activity; ATP hydrolysis activity
Source: RefSeq, a predicted model, not a curated record
AUGCUGGACUUCUACGGAAUUAGUUUGGACGCGCCGCUCAAAGACCUGGCUGCUAACGACUGGGAAAUUAUUCUCCACGGGUCAUUGGAAGCAAUUGAUUACGACUUAGUUUCACGGAGCGGCAUUAGACACCAGAAGCACGGUUACAUUGAAGGCUUGAUCCCCAAAAUUGAGCGCCGCUACUUAAACACCAGUUCCGAGCAAAUUCGCAGUUGGUACAAAAACACUUUCAUGUCCGACCGCGAGUGCGACGUUUGCUACGGAGCCAGACUUAACACUUUUGGUUUGGCGGUUCAAAUCGGCUCGCUAAACAUUCACCAACUGACCACUUUGCCGAUCGAAAAAGCGCUGGAGUUCAUUUUGCAACUUGAACUAACGUCUUACGAAGAAAAAGUUGCCCGUCUAGUUCUCAACGAAAUUACCCACCGCUUAGAGUUUUUGAUUAACGUGGGUCUAGAGUACUUGUCUUUGGACCGCAAAGCCGAAACGCUCUCGGGUGGCGAAUCCCAACGGAUCCGUCUCGCGACUCAGAUCGGUUCUAAUUUAACCGGUGUGCUCUACGUUUUAGACGAGCCUUCGAUCGGUCUCCACCAGAAAGACAACCGUCGUCUGAUCACCGCGCUCAAGAAAAUGGUGGACAUCGGUAACACUUUGAUCGUCGUUGAGCACGACGAGGAAACGAUUCGCUCGGCCGAUUACAUUGUUGACAUCGGUCCUCAAGCCGGCGACGAAGGCGGUCGGAUCGUCGCUCACGGCGACUUAGAGCAAGUUAAAACCGCUUCCGAGUCGGUAACCGGAGCGUUUUUGACCGGCAAACUGCGCAUCGAAACGCCGACCUACCGUCGCUCGGGCAACGGUCAAGUUUUAGAAAUUAAAGAUGCCCGUGAAAACAAUCUUAAGCGCAUUAACGUUAAAUUUCCGCUCGGCAAAUUAAUCGGAGUCAGCGGCGUUUCGGGAUCGGGAAAAUCGACUUUGGUGAACGAAAUUUUAGCCAAAGCGCUCAUUCAGCGGCUAACCAACCCUUUUGUAGCGCCUGGUCAGUUUGGCAAACUGAAGGGGAUCGAAUUUGUUGAUAAAGUUGUGCCAAUUUCCCAGUCGCCGAUCGGUCGGACACCGCGCUCUAACCCUGCCACUUACACGAGCGUUUUCGACGACAUUCGCGAUGUUUUUGCCCAGACCCAAGUCGCUAAAGCGCGCGGUUACCAAAAGGGACGUUUUUCUUUUAACGUUGAAGGUGGUCGUUGUGAGAAAUGCCAGGGCGAUGGUUUGCUCCGAAUCGAAAUGCACUUCUUGCCCGAUGUUUACGUUUUGUGCGACAUUUGCGACGGCAAGCGCUACAACCACGAAACUUUGGAAGCUAAGUACAAAAAUAAAUCCAUCGCGGAUGUGUUAGCGAUGCGAGUGUACGAAGCUUGGGAAUUUUUUACUAAUCGUCCCAAGAUCAAACACAAACUCCAAACGAUCAUUGACGUCGGACUGGGCUACAUUAAACUCGGUCAAAGCGCAACAACUUUGUCAGGUGGCGAAGCUCAGCGGGUCAAGUUAGCGACUUUUUUGCAGAAAAAACCGACCGGUAAAACGAUUUACAUUCUCGACGAGCCAACGACGGGACUCCACCAGUGAGACGUUAAAAAGUUAAUCAAAGUUUUGGGUCGCAUUGUUGACGGCGGCGACACGGUUUUAGUGAUUGAACACAACCUCGAUGUGAUUAAAUCGUGCGACUAUAUAAUUGAUCUAGGACCCGAUGGCGGCGACAAGGGCGGCUUAGUGGUGGCCAAAGGCACCCCCGAGCAAGUGGCCACCAGCGAGCAAUCGCACACUGCUAAGUACUUGCGGGAGAUUUUGCAUGAGGCGACUUACUUUGCUCCCAGUCAGCGAGUGCACGGAUCGCUGGUCAUCGUCAACGGAGUCGGGGUUUUAAUCACCGGUAAAUCGGGGAUCGGUAAGUCCGAAGCGGUGCUGGAACUAAUUCAAAAUGGCCACUUGUUUAUUUCCGAUGACACGGUAAUUGUCAAACGAAUCGGUCGCCAAAUUAUCGGUGAAUCGGCCCCGAUUACGAGCGGCAUUCUUGAAGCUCGUGGGAUCGGGUUAGUUGACAUUGGUCAUGUUUACGGCUUCAAAGUUGUCAAGGAAUCGACGACCGUUGACUUCGUGGUAGAAUUAGUCGUGCCGGACAGCCUCCUCAAAUUUGACCGUCUAGGCACCCAAAACUUGCGUUACGAAGUUUUGGAAACGACUCUUCCGAAAGUUAAAAUCCCCAUUUACCAGGGUCGCUCUUCGGCGACAUUGAUUGAGGCGGCUGCCAACGUUUACCUGGCUAAAAAAGACGGCAUUAACCCGCUUGAAACGAUUACUAAACGUCAAAAAGGGGAGCAAUAA